Messenger RNA from Colias croceus (clouded yellow), 5786 nucleotides. RefSeq lists its product as uncharacterized. The transcript has 21 exons. The record is from RefSeq and is a predicted model, not a curated record. Gene Ontology annotation, cellular component: plasma membrane. NCBI's taxonomy places the organism in Eukaryota, Metazoa, Arthropoda, Insecta, Lepidoptera, Pieridae. The coding region runs from base 1219 to 3870 and encodes 883 amino acids.
CCUACAUGCAAACCUGUCAAAACGAAAUAUGUUAUACCCUGUUACCGCUAUGAAGAUGGCCGCAUUGAGCAAUACAAGCCGUCUCGUCACGGUAGGUUACCAGUAUCCGCGUAUUGCCGAAAUGGAUUACAGGAUCAAAUUCACGGUUAUAGAGGAGCUAUUCGAUACCUUUGCGCUGGUGGACAGUGCAACGAUUGUUCAGUAUUCACUGCAGUUGAACCCAUCCGUAGAAUAUUUCCUAAAAUUACUCAAGAAGUAUUACCCAUUAAAAAGAAGAAAGAAAGGAAACAAUUAACUUAAUAACACGAAAAAUGUUCACCCCAUGCCCUCCUCCGCACUCAAGCGAAAUGGACUACAAGAUCAAAAGUUUGUAGAAAGUGGUGGGAUAUCAUAUAUUAGAAAAUGUUGGCGUAAUGCGCAAUGGAGUGACUAUCCAUUUGCUAUAGCUGUCAAACCCGCGAAGAAACUUUCUGCCAUAGUGCCUAAGAAGAGUUGAACCGAUUGGGUGCAAAAACUUCCCGUGUCUGCGUUCAAGAGGAAUGGAAUGCAAGACCAGGAACACUCAAAACUCUUAGGUGCAACUAACUUUCUUACGAAAUGCCCCCGUGAUGUCUCCAUAGAGUGCGAUGUUUGUACGAAUCCUGUGAAAAUUAAUGAUCCCGUAAAAGUACCCAAGAUGGAAAAGUCUGAAUUGGGCUGUAGAAUAUUAAAAAAGAAGCCUAUAGAAGUUUCUCUUGAAGAUAUUUUAGAUGACUGAAUUAAUUGAUAGCAACCAAAUAUGUGUUAUCGGGUGCAGUGCUAAGUUUGGAUAAUCGAUUUCGUUGAAUAGGUGAACCAGCCCACAGUUCUUACGCGCCGGGCUUGCGAAGUGGCCGUAGGUUGUAGACCUCGACGUAAACCAUUUGUUGCUUCUUCGUUUUGUGCGGAUUCGGAACAAGAAAUACAUCGAUACGUGUCUGAAGAUGAGCGGGUAUCGUACAACGCGCCGGCCGAAAUGCGAAACGAAAUCAAAUGGAAAGAGGAAGAUCGGAAAGAUUUGUAAUAAAACCUCGAUAAACUAGCUCCGUUGUAACAAUAAAAGCUUUAGAGGUUGAAGUCAGUCAUGCGUAUCGAGGCAUCUUCGGUUUUUUAUUUUUUUGUUCGGGUGUGAGUCGUGCGCCAAUGCGAAGGCGAGGCGGGCGCGAGGCGGCGCGUGCGCGGUGACUGCCCGCGCGCACCAUGCGGCAGCCGGUGGCCUUGCUGCUAGCCGUCGUCUAUGCUGUUACGGCUCAAAUCGCUUGGACACCUAUUUUUCUUGACGGUAGCAGCCAAGUGGACCUCUGGACACAGACGUCGACAGGGUGCGCGUGCGCGGGCGGCGGCGAGGAGUGCGCGUGCUGCGUGCGCGACGGCGCGUGCCCGUGCGGCGAUGUAGCGCCCACACGCUGCGCGCAGUGCGGCCUGGAGCAGUACUGUUCCAAUAUGUGCAACAUCACAAUCGAUUCCCGUAUUCUGAAGAGCAAGUCGGGUAAAACCUUUGGACAAAUCAAGUCGCCAUCCAUCGAAGGGCCUGGUGCGUGCUCGUACCUCCUGCAACCUGAUGCAGGGCAGCGGGUCGAGAUUCAAAUAUACAGGCUGGUUUCUGUGGGAAGAUUUAAUGGUACUAGUUGCGUGGGCGGUUGGUUGCAACUGGGCGGUGCGAGUGCCGUGCAGGACGCGACUGGGGCUGCGGAAACCAGGUUAUGUGGCGCCAACGAGAGAUACACGCCGCCUGUGGUGCUCUUCGCUGAUCAUGGAGCUUCAGUUCUUGACUUUAAAAUCACCGAAACAACGGUGAGGUCUCAGUUCUUGGCGUUCUUCAGUUUCACAUCUUUGAGCAACUCUCAAGGCGUUGGGUUUCAUCCGCGAGGUGGUUCCAGAAUACCACAUACAGAUUGCGACUGGUUGUACCAAGACGUGUCGUGUCGCUCGCCCGGCUCGUGCGUGCUGGCCAGCCCCGGCUACCCCGGCCUGUACCCGCCCCACCGCCGCUGCCGAUACCUAUUCGCCACUAAUUCGGUACACACGAGGGUCAAGAUCAUAUUCACCUCUAUUAUAUUGCCGAGGAACCAUUGUACGACGGACUAUUUGACGCUCCGAGCCGGGAGUUCCCCGUCCGCGCCGCUGCUCGCCUCGCUCUGCUCUGAGAGAAGCGCCACAUUGGAACACCCUGGACCGAAUCUGUUGCUGGAAUUCAACUCCGGCCCACUCGUACCUCCAUAUGACUACAACGGAUUCCUCGCGAGAUUGGAGUUUGUUGAGAAAAUGGAGACGAGCGGACCACCGCCCACAGUGGUCGCGGCGUCCCCACCUUUAGCUGCGCUCACGCACCUUACACAUGGGGAUAGGUUAGCAAUAGACCAUGAAGCGAUAUCUAAUGAGAUAUCGAGUAGCGGUCGAAUUGGAUGUGGCGCCACCAUACGAGGGUACGGCGCGGGCGGCGCGCGCUCCGGUCACUUCGACACGAGAGCGAGUGCGUGGCGGUCGCAGUGCGCGAUACAUCUACUCGGCGCUCCUGCAGAUGUUGUACAAGUGUCGCUGUUCAAUUAUAAUUUAAGAUUACAAAGUUGUCGAUCUCACAUUGAGAUCUUGGAGGGACUCCACGAUUUUGGUGGUAGAGGAGACAGAGCAGAUAGAUAUGAAAGAGGAGAUAGAGCUCUUCUGAGGGUAUGUGGACCGUCUGUGAGAGAAGCUAGAGAUCCUUCUGGAAGGUUCCUUGUUCGUCAAGCUGUUACUUCGAAAGGUGCUAACCUUACGAUCUUAGUUCGAAGAGCAGCGUCACAAAGUGUGGAUGAAGAGGAAUUUGUGGAUGGUGCUUUUGCAUUUCAUGAUGAACAACAUGAAGGCACAGUAUCACCAGAUGCGACAUGUGCGUCGACACAUUACGGUCUGGCUUCGCCGGCGCACGGCGGUGUGUCCGCGCCAUCACAUCAUCAUAUAUUCUGGAAUAUUGAAGAAAGACUGCUAUGCACUCAUCGGUUCAUUCCCGCUGCUAAUCAGAGCGUAACAAUAGAGAUACAGCGGCUGGAGAGAAUGUGGAGUGCAGAACCAACAGGGCUAGUGGUACCAGGGGCGUCUGGUUGCCGAACGGCGUGUGGGGACGCGGGCUGCGAGUGCCGGUCCGCCACGCCGCUGCAUUACCACGACCAUAUAGCGUUAGUGGCUGGUGAUGGGACGCAUUUGUCCUGCCUUUGUGGUGACUUUCAGUCUGCCUGGCUGCCUGUUGUCGUGAGAAGUUGGACAAGUUUAAGACUCGAGUACUCGGUGGCACACUACACGUAUGCAAGCCGGGGAUUUGAUUAUGCAGCCGCAUAUAGCUUUAACGACGACGCGAUGUGCGGCCAGCGGACAUACACCACGCAUUCUGGUGAAAUAUCGUCGCGCAAUGUGUCCGUUACGGGAAGUUUGAAUGAAUUCUUCUAUCAGCAAUGCACCUGGGUCCUGGAUUCCAAUGUAGAGCGUCAACUCUUCAUCGAUAUAUCUUCUGAACAGGACAAGUCCUGCAGUUCAUGGAAUAUAACGAUCCACGAGUGGUCAGGCAGAGGCGCUCACAGCGACGGCGGACUCGCUGCAUCAGCGGGUGACCUGCUGUACACCUUCUGUGCUCGACACAAGAACCACACCUAUACACUGCCGUGGAGAUUGAACACUGUUGUUAUAAGGUUGGUGGCUCUGUCCCGGCAACAGCCGCUGUACACGAUACGCUGGCGGUCCCAAGUAGUGCGCGCCAACAACAGGCUGGGGCCGCCGACCCCCGCGCCGGCCGCGUCCGCGCGCGCCGCCCAGCUCACCACAAACAUUCUAGUACAAUUACUUAUCUACUCCCUGUGGCUCCUCCGCAACAAACACUAAAAAAGUGCAUUUACAUACAUAGAUAAAAAUGAACGGUUGUUAGAUAUACAAACUUUUUGUACCACACACGUCUUUGUAAAGAAUAGCUCGUAAGUACAUAGGGUUUUCGAUGUACCAGUAAGUAAUAACAUAAAACAUGAAAUGUGAAUUGUGUUGACGUAUCUGUGGUAAUCGUUGUAAAUGAUAAAUGGGGGUGGAAAUGUAUUUGCAAGUAAACAAUCCAUAUCGCGAUAACUAUUAGCUCUGGUAUUGAAGUGCGAUUGUAACAUUGUUUUACUCGUACAAAAUGGAAUGGUUGUAAAACUAUUGUUUGUAUUUGUAUGCAUUUUACCAUCCCUAUUUAUCGUGUUUUCGCACAUACUGUAACUCAUGGUUUGGCGUGCAUUUUGUUGUCAAUACAUCAAUACAUCUAUUAAACCAUAAUAAUUCACGUUUAAUAAUUUUUUUAACUUUUAAAAUGCUCGACAUCGAAUUAUGUUUUCUAUAUUAUGUACGUUUAUUUAAUCUCCGAGGAUGUAUGAUGAUGAUCUAUUCAAUAAAAUCGUAAAUCUGUUGCCUACAGGGUAAGGACUUACGAUUUUAAUUUCAAAUAAAAAACCCAAUGUUUAUUUUAUUUUUACGGAUCUACCUACGCUGUAUUCAAUUCGUUGUUCUAGCAGUAGUUAUUUUUAUCUCCGCAACUAUUUUGUCUCUCCCAUCAACUCUAUGGGGAAUUGCGUCGCUACGUGCGCGCACUUUCUUACUAGCCCAAAGAGGUGAUGGGAGAGACAAAAUAGUUGGGGAGACAAAAGUUGCUGUUGCGGUUUUCAUAUAAAUUGUACACAAUACUUAGUCAAUAGAUAUUGUUUGUUAAUAUUUCAGAUUGACUGAUGUUAAGCAAAAAUUUCGCACGUAUAGAUUAGUACAGAAAGUCAAUUAGUAUUUUUAAAAUUAAAUCAAGAACACACCUCCAUGUAUAGGACAGAAAUUAAAUGUAUUAACCAAACAUUACUCGUUUUGUUAUUAUUGUAUGUAAUUAAAAUGUCAUAAAGAAUUAACUUUUAUUGCAUUUAAUUUCAUUUCUAUAGCUUUUGAUUUAUCGUCGCAAAUAAUUCAUAUUCCAUCAUAAGUCUAAUUGCUACUUACACACCGAAUAAAAACGACAAUUAUAUUGCUAUUACUGAGGUUCUUACCAUAAACAUCGAUGUUCGUAGUAUAGUAUGAUUUGCAUCUCAUGUCGUUGCAUUUGUCAGAUGCACAACGUAAAUCAAGGUAGUUUAUGGGGUAUAACUCCGCAUUAACAAAUUGAAAGUGUAUAUACCUGUCUCUAACUGAAUGGCUAUUUUCUAGAGUGCACUUGAUGUAAACCACGGGAAAAUCACCGGCUACUGGCUAUGUAUCCAACAAUAUGCCUUUCUUUUUAUGUUUCGACUUUUGUAAAUAACCAGCAUUACUCAAACUUCAUAAAAUAUUAAUGCUACACGAAAUUAUUUCACAAGGAACAAGAUUUACAUCUGUUACCAAAAAUAUUGCUAACAUUAUGUACCAUAAAUGUUAUCAUUUUGCCGCGAUAUUUACAGAAGUCGACACGAGUUAAAGAUUAGGACAUUAUUAUCUCCACACAAUUCAGUAACAAUGGACAUUUUACUUUUAUUAAUCGUUGUAAUGUAGAGCAGAUUAUUUAUUUACGAUAUUAUGUAUGCACUCUAAAUGUUGCUUCUUCUAAGUGUGCUUUGUACAGAUGUGAGUUUUAAAAAAAAUGUACAAAACAAUAAACUGUAUUUUAUUUCAUUAAUUCAAUAAAAAAUCUAUGCAAUAAUAGAGGUCUAGAUGACUAAGAGAAAUUGUUGUGAAAUAUCAUUACAAGUAUGCUUCUGUAUUGAUAUUUAAUUUAGUUACAUACUAUGCAUAUAGUUUAUUUAUAGCAAAAUGUAAAC